Messenger RNA from Acanthosepion pharaonis, 534 nucleotides. The record is from the annotation of a GenBank genome assembly. NCBI's taxonomy places the organism in Eukaryota, Metazoa, Mollusca, Cephalopoda, Sepiida, Sepiidae.
AUGAAAGGAUGGAAGGGUUGGGGGUCACGGGGCGGUUUUCGAGAAAGUGCUGACGAUAUAUUUAUAAAAUCUAUCUAUUUCAAUCUCCCUUCCUCCCAAUCUAUCUAUCUAUCUAUCUAUCUAUCUAUCUAUCUAUCUAUCUAUCUCUCUCUCUCUCUCUCUAAAUGGAAGAAGAGAGAAGAGGCACAUAACUAUCUAUCUAUCUAUCUAUCUAUCUAUCUAUCUAUCUAUCUAUCUAUCUAUUACUUUUUCUUUCUCAAUGUUUACACAUAUGCAUCUAUCUAUCACAAUCUGCUGAUAUCUAUCUAUCUAUCUAUCUAUCUAUCUAUCUAUCUGUCUAUCUAUCUGAUCCAUUACAUUCACUUAUUCAUGUAUCGAAAGAUGCAUGAUCGCCUAAGCGUGUAUCAGGCAAGGCACAUAACUAAUCUAUCUAUCUCAGAAUGUUUACACAUAUGCAUCUAUCUACCACAAUCUGCUGAUAUCUAUCUAUCUAUCUAUCUAUCUAUCUAUCUAUCUAUCUAUCUAUCUAUCUGA